Drosophila virilis is the source of this 1992-nucleotide messenger RNA. RefSeq names its product 2',5'-phosphodiesterase 12. Gene Ontology annotation, molecular function: 3'-5'-RNA exonuclease activity. The record is from RefSeq and is a predicted model, not a curated record. Gene Ontology annotation, cellular component: mitochondrion. Gene Ontology annotation, biological process: nuclear-transcribed mRNA catabolic process, deadenylation-dependent decay. Lineage: Eukaryota; Metazoa; Arthropoda; Insecta; Diptera; Drosophilidae.
AAAUUUUACUUUUUACGGCUGACGACUGAAACAUCGCUCAAAAUUAGCUAUAAAAAAGCUGUGGUGGCAACACUGCCUAAAGCAGCACGCCGGCAAGGCAAUGAUUGCAAAGUUUUCUCAUUUGUGUUCGCUAAAGUUAUUCCAACAACAAUUGCGAGUAACUGCACUUUCGACUUGCUUACGUAGUAUACGGCCGCACAGCACAGCCGUCGACAUGGAUAAAGUGUAUCUGCGCCAUGCACAAAAUACGGAGGAGCUGCACAUAACGUUUCGCUAUUCCAACAAGGAGCUCAAGCUAGAUCGCAGCUUUAACUUUUGCCGGCGCAUGGACGAGCGUGUGGAUGAGGCACUCAGCCGGAUACGGCACAAUGUCGAGAAGGAGCUGAGCAAACGCAGCAGGAAGAAGACCAAGGGCGCACCAGCUGUUGUCGAGCCUACGCCGCCUCCCAAUCCGGAUGAGAUAAUUGUGGCGCUACAUCGGGACGGGUCCGAGGAAGGCAUCCUGGGCAUCACCUUUGCCGAGUUGUUAUCGGACCUUGCAAAUGUUCAACUCAAACUGCGCGUUUUGGACACCACAUUCGAUGUGGUGCUCAAUGAGCCCUGGACCGGAGCACUCCAGUUGCCCAGCUCCAUGAUGGCCGGCUGCCUGGUUUAUCCGCUGAAGCUAGAACUGCAGUUUGCCAGCCGGGCGCACAGUUCAGGUGAAUGGUUCAAAGCAACAAAGCCCGCAUCGGGAAUCUUUAAUGAGCAAACCAAGUGGGAGCCAUGCGGUAAGGGUCUGAUCUAUCAAGUGGCGCCCGCGGAUAUAGGCUAUCAUUUAAAGCUGGUCGUGACGCCGGCAAAUGAGAGUGGCCACUCGGGUCCGGCGACGGAGUGCAUUAGCAAAUUGCCGGUUCAGCCGGGACCCGGCGCUUGUCCCUUCGAGCUGCGCCAGCAAUAUACACGCCAGCCACUGAGCGGAACCCACGAGAUACGCGUGGUCAGCUACAAUCUGCUGGCCGAUCUCUAUGCGGAUGGGGAUUACGCGCGCAAAACUCUGUUUCCCUACUGCGCGCCGUCUGCCCUGAAAAUUGAUUACCGCAAGCAGCUGUUCAUCAAGGAGCUGGUUGGCUAUAAUGCGGACUUGCUGUGCCUGCAGGAGGUGGAUCUCAAGAUAUUCGAGCACGAUCUGCAGCACGUGCUGGAGCAUACCUUUGCUGGCAUUAUGACGCCCAAGGGCGCCUGCGCCGAGGGCAUUGCCCUGUUUUAUCGCAAAUCGCGCUUCCAGCUGCUCCACAACUAUGUCCUGCACCUCGGCGACAACAUCAGCACCUUGCCCAUCUUCGCAUCACUCUGGAAUCGCAUUAAACACAACGAGCAGCUGGCCAAGCGCAUCUGCGACAGGUCCACCACAUUGCAGCUGUGCCUGCUGCAGCUGCGCGAGACGGAUCGCUAUGUGCUGGUGGCCAAUACACAUCUUUACUUCCAUCCGGAUGCGGAUCACAUACGCUUGCUGCAGAUCGGUUUCUCGCUCAUCUUCGUGGAACACAUGUACAGGCAGACCAUAAAGGAACGCAAUAUAAGUUCGCAAAAUAUUGGACUCAUAUUCUGCGGCGACUUUAAUAGCGUGCCCGAAUGUGGCAUCUAUAAGCUGAUGACCGAACAGUUUGUGGGCACCGAUUUUGUAGACUGGCGCAGCAAUGCGGAGGAGGCUGUCACCGAUGUGGAGCUCCGGCAGCCUUUCAUGAUGAGCUCCGCUUGCGGCACGCCGCCGUACACCAAUUAUACGACGCUCUUUGCGGCCUGCUUGGAUUAUAUAUUCUAUCAGAGCGAUUGCUUGGAGCUGCUGCAGUCUGUGCCGCUGCCCACGGUGGAGGAGUUGAGCGCCAACGAGGCUAUACCGUCCGUCACGUUUCCGUCGGAUCACGUGGCUCUCGUGGCGGAUCUCGCAUUUAAAUCAAUCUGAUUGUUUACUGUAAAUAAAUUGAUUUUUUUUUAUUGUUGUAAAGCUAA